Molecule: messenger RNA, 3139 nt
Organism: Diprion similis
Lineage: Eukaryota; Metazoa; Arthropoda; Insecta; Hymenoptera; Diprionidae
Product: mitochondrial carrier homolog 2-like
Exons: 7
Coding region: 119-1045 (308 amino acids)
Source: RefSeq, a predicted model, not a curated record
UCGUCGCGCCCUCUCCCGAAUAUCCAGAUAAAAUUUAAUUUUCUGAUAAGAUUGGACACGGUUCAAAGCCGGACGGAAGAUAAGGAAUUGGAGAAGUGGAGUAGAUAAUACGAAUAACAUGUCUAAUUUCAAGGAGGAGACGAUAUGGUCGAAUAUAGCAUUACGAAUAUUAGUAAACACCGCAUCGCACCCUUUAGAAUGUGCCAAAGUUUUGAUUCAGAUUGGCUACGAACCUAUUCCCCCUCGAGCAACAAUCACUAUUUUUGGCAAACCGGCGCUUGCACUACCCAACAUUUUCCAGUAUGUUAAGUAUAUCAAGACUGUUGAUGGGUAUGCUGGUUGUUAUCGCGGACUCGUUCCCAAGCUCUGUGCAAAUGCCAUUAGUGCCUUUGCAUUUCAGAAGACUGCUGAGAGUAUUACAUUCGCUAACGAACCUGAUAAGCAAAUAGAUGAAGAUGAUUUAUCGGACAGUGAGAGGCGAGUUAGGUGCAUCAAUGAACUUCUCCGAGACUUAGCCAGUAGAAUAGCUGCCAUUGUUGCUAGUCAUCCAUUCGACGUUAUUACGCUCCGAAUGAUCGCACAAUUUGUUGGAGGUGAAACUAAGUAUAAUGGACUGGUGGGGUCUAUAAUUCAAAUCUACAGACAGAACGGAAUAUCUGGCUACUUUGCUGGUUUGGUGCCGCGUCUAAUUGGAAAUAUUGCAUCGCUAAUAUUGGCCAGCACGGCUACCUACGCCAUUAACAAGUAUAUUAUUCAGGAUAGGGAAAUGCGAAGCUAUACUGCAGCAAGCAUGACGUUUGUUGCAAGUGCCAUAACAUACCCAUUCUUGGUUGUUUCCCACUGUAUGGCCGUAAAUGAUUCUGGAUUGGCGGCUGGUUACCCACCGCAGAUGCCGAUCUAUGAGAGCUGGAUACGUUGUUGGGCUCACCUAGCUGCAAAUAACCAGCUAAAACGUGGUAACAGCGUUCUAUGGCGCUAUUAUACUGGACCCAACGUUAUUAUAAAUGGUAAAGCAGUGUAUAUAAAUAAGGAUAAUUUUUACUGACAAAGUGCACAGUGAUAGAUAUACUUAAAACUGAAAUGUCAGUAACAUAUUUUAAGAAAAAUUAUUCGGAACUGCCUGACAUUGACUUGAAAUUAUUGUAUAGCGAGGAGUUUUGUGUAUGUUAUGCUGUAAUGUUCAUAUAUUUAUUAGACAAAUAUAUUAGGUAUCUCUUUGAAUCAACAAUAACCAUUUUAUACAGUUGCUUUUUGCAGUUUUACAGUGUUAGGUCAAACCUGUAUAAAGAAGGAGCAUUUCAAGUAAAGAGAGUGCAUUAAAAAUCUGUAGAAACUCAAACGAAAGUUUUUAAUAGACAAAAAGGACAGUCUUUAUCCAGAUUUCUUAUUGUUUGUAGCUCUUACUGAUUGAACAACUUGUUUAGACAAGGAGAAGGGGGAAAUGGAAGGGACUUAAAAUGAACAAUUGUUUUUAUUAAAAAAGCUUAUCCUACUACUUUAUUUAACCAUUUCUUCACUUAAACAAAACAAAAAUUUGAGUUAUACAUUUGCUUGAACAAAAAAUUUGUGUGUAUAUGCAAUGCAAAAUUUGCAUAUUCUUUUCCUUCAAAUUUAUAUUACUUCUUUUCUUGUUAAAUUUUUUUCUUUUCCCAAAUGUGGAACAAAAUUAGCGAUAGGUCAAUAAUUAAUUAGAUAUAUACUGUCUAAAGCAUUCGAAAACAUUAAAUUCUUCUUUAUACAUAAUGUAUAACAUAUUCUUUUUCCUAGUUUAACGAGUCAUUAAUUAAUUGUAAGUAAUAAUUUAUCGCCAUACUCAAAAGCAAUUUAUCAUAGGUAUCUGGUUAUAUCUAUAUGCUACAUACUAAACAUUUAUAAAAAUUGGUUAAUUUUUAUUGCCUAAGCGUUUCAAAGUACAAUAUACAGUGUUUUGAUAAGAUUCACGUGGCUGAAAUUUCUGUAUGAAAAUAAUCAAUUCGAGGAUCAGAAAAUGCGUAAAAAAUACUACAAGUUGUAUAAAAACUAAAUCAUUGAGUAGUCAGAAAGAUGAUUAAUGCAAUUUCUCUACUAGCCGAGCCACGAAUUCUUCUAUGUUUAUCUGUAAAAAUAUAUAGUGAUGAACAUUGAGCAAUGAUUCUAAGAUUUGAAUAUACUAAAAAAGUACGUACAUUAAUCAAUGAAUGACAAUUUUUAAUGAGGCAGAAUAAAACGAAAAAUUUUACGAUGUUUAUGUAAAUUUAAAAUCAGAUCUGUGAAUAUCUUGCAGUUGUAAUAAUGCAGUAUUGAUGCCAAUAUCGAAUAUAUAGUGGAUUAUUGUUGUAAAAUGCAAAACUUGUGUGUUCAUGUGCAUGCAUUACAUAUGUACGUAAAUGCAUGAAUUAUCCAUACGUAUAAUUGAUUUUGUCAAAUUAACAUCAAGAGAUGAAGUUUUAGGCCAAAAAUAUUUCAAGUAACUACCAUAUUAUUUGUGGAACGCAAUAUUCUAUUAGCGGCGAAAAGCAUUACUUGGCAAAAUAAUUGAUAAACGUAAAAACUGUUUUUUUCAGUACGUCAAUCUAUCUUUAAAGAUUCUAUUAGAGUGCUAUCUUUGUUAUUGUCUAUUCAGAGCGUUUGAUAUGAUAAUUUGUUGACAUCUUUGAAUCCUAGGUGUCGGAUAUUUUUGGAUUUUGUGUUUUUUUUCUGUACAGUGUUAAUAUCCGCAACAUAAUAGAUUUACGUUUAAAGUUUAUCAUUUUUCAUGACAACUAGGAAAAGAGCUCAAUUGCACCGCCAAGGAAAAGAAUAUGUGACGGUAUCGGGGUAGAAAAGAAACGAUGAAUAUCCUUCGGGAUACAUGUACAAGAAUUAUUAACUACACUCGAAUAUUGUGUCUAUAUUAAAUAUGAGCUAGUACAUAUGCAAUUUUUUGCAUUAAAACACGAGACUAAGUUCUUAGUUUAUUAACCGUGUCGACAUAGAGAUAGAGUCUUAUACAUUGAUCUAUUUAUUGCUAUUGCUAUCAGAGAAAGGUGAAUUUAUAUUUCAUAAUAUCUAACACAUAUUCAAAUUGAAUAUCAAGUAAUAAUUAGCUGUUAAUGGAUCUUACACGGUGACGAAAUCAGCACCUGUACAAAAAAAAAAAAAGGAAACGAAACAUAUAUAU